Didymodactylos carnosus is the source of this 2616-nucleotide messenger RNA. The record is from the annotation of a GenBank genome assembly. Lineage: Eukaryota; Metazoa; Rotifera; Eurotatoria; Philodinida; Philodinidae.
AUGGGAGAUAAAUCGCCGUAUGAGGUACUUGGUGUCGAUCCAAAGGCUAAGGACUUGGAUUUGAAACUCAAAUUAGCUUAUCGAGAUAAAAUUCAUUUAUAUCUUCAAAACUCUAUUUCGAAAAUCAAUUUUAAAUUACUUAAUCGAGCAUAUGAAUGUCUAGCUGAUCAUGAUGCACGACAACUCUAUAAUGAAACAAAACAAUGGACCAAUAAUAUUUCACUCAAAGGCUAUACAAUUCAGCAGAUGGCAGUGGAAGAGUUAGAAAUGUUGAAAGUGAAACUUGACGGUGCAACAAUUGGAAAAAUAAACUCUCAACAUCCUGUCACCGGCCAUACAUCGUUGUACUGUGCAGCGAGAGCAGGCCAACUAGAGGCAGUAAAAUGGCUUGUCGAAACUGGGUCAGAACCAGAUUUAUCGCAGCGAACAAAGAGUACCGCAUUACACGUUGCUUCGUUUUAUGGACACAAGGACGUUGUUCGAUGGCUGUUGCAAAGUGGUGCAAAUUAUAACGUCCGAAAUACUUACAAUAAUAUUCCAAAAAGUGAAGCAUACGAUGAUGAAAUUGUCAAAGUAUUUACAGAACUCGAAAAAGAUUGGUUCGUCCAGGCAUCAGCUGGCAACCUAGAUUAUUUUAGAAAAACGUAUCCUCAACUAAACCGACACAUUGACGAACAAAACUAUUUGCGUCGAACUUUGUUAAAUUGUGUAAGUCGAAAAGGGUAUAUAGAACUUGUUAAAUUGUUCGUGGAACAGUACAAUGCAAAUCUCGAUAUUGUUGAUAGUCAUCUAAACUCUCCAUUGCAUGUAGCAGCUUCAAACGGUCAUGAGGAUGUUGUCAAAUACCUAUUAGACUGUGGCGCAAAUCCCACUUUGCGGAAUAAAUGGGCUACCACGGCAGAAGAUGAAGCCAUUAAUUUUCCAAAUGUUGUUCAACUGUUUAAACUUAUGAAACAGCGAGAUGCCUCCAAAAUGGCUGAAAAUGGGACCCUGACUUGGUUUGCAUAUUAUUUCCAAAAACAGUAUAUUAAUAAGGAGGAUAGUACUGGUUCAAGUUUACUCUUUGUUGCAUGCCGAAACGGACAUUUGGAGCUUGUGAAAUGGUUAAUCGAGAAUGGAGCAAACGUAAACUUCCAACAGACUGUCCUUACUAAGAGUACACCGUUACAUGUUGCCUCUUAUCGGAAACAUGUCAAAGUAGUUGAAUUUCUACUGUUAAAAGGAGCUAAUGUAAACACGAGAAAUGCAUACGGACAUACACCAGCAGACGAAGAAACUACUGAUGAGAUUCGAACAUUGAUUUUAAUAUAUAAAACUAAUAGACUUUCAGAAAAGAAUUUAUACAUUAAUCUAUUUUCCAGUAGAGACCUUGAGAGUGUUGAACCAGCGCAAAAGCUACAGUUGGAAAUGACUACAACCAUAGACAGCGUCAUUGGUCGAAUAUCGGACUCCAUAAAAAAAAAAUAUCCAGACGGUAUGCAGUUGUCAAUCGCUCGUCGACCACUCAGAUUUCCUUCGGGUACUACGUUACUAGACGCAGUUUACAAAGUGCGAUAUAUCGCUGGAUUUCUUGUGGAUUUACCUCUUUGCCUUGUCGUUUAUGGAGCUAAUGAUGAGCUACCACAAGUUAAGCUAAAUCAUAAUAUGGCACCAAGAGGUUUUAUCGAAGAAGAUAUAGGUAAUUAUAAUUAUAAAGUAUCAAAAUCCGACAUAGAACAGACGAUAGAAAUUUCCGAUAAAAUCAGCAUAGAAUUUGCUUCGAAUUCAGUUGAAAACACGAUCGAAUUUAGUAUUUCAUUUUUGAAUACCGACAAUGCUUAUGCAAGAGGUCUGAAAUCAUGUGAAUGUAUGUUUCUCUUUAAAACAAAAGAAGAUAAAAAAUUUGUACAACCUCCCACGAUGAUUUACAAAGCUUUUGAAACGAAUCACAUAACAAGUUUGUACGUGUUUACUCAAAAAUGCUGGUUUACGCAUCGCAACAAUAAAAUAAUGCAAUCAAAUGCGUGCUACGCAAUUGUUCAAGAAAUUGAAAUAGUCCCGAAUGAACUCCAUCUGAAUGCAGACAUGUUUGCUACUGGGCGUCUGGAAUCAAAAAAUUAUAAAAUGAUAAAAUGUUUAUGCUUAAAAAUAAAAGACCGGAAUGAAAAACAUUUUUCAAAGACAGCGUAUCAUGGAACGACAAUUCAAGCUAUAAAAUCGAUUUUGACUGAUGGACUUGUGAUACCUGGGACAGUAACUGCCACUGGCAAACGGAUCAAUCCGCCCAAUAAUCAUAUUGCGCGAGACAUGUCUGCCUUUAAUAUUCCCGACUUUGCUGGUGGCAUCUUUGUCAGUCCGUCUAUUUACUAUAGCUCUGAUCCUACAUACGCUAUUCAGUUUCAGUUCCACGAUCAGUUAAUGGUACCCGUACUCGAAGUGGGUGUGAGAGCAAAUUCAUACACGACAUUUCCGAGUACAGUAUCCGAUUAUAAUUUGCAAGAUGACGAUGAUCCUCAAGAACUUGAAUGGCGUAUUGCAAAUCCGAUGGAUACCGAAAUUAUUAAUUUGUUGUUUAUCCCGGUGACAGAGUCUAUCAGCAUAUCGAAAAACAAGAGAAAAAAGAGGAUUGCCGAGUAA